Babesia sp. Xinjiang is the source of this 585-nucleotide messenger RNA. RefSeq lists its product as uncharacterized. The record is from RefSeq and is a predicted model, not a curated record. The transcript is spliced from 2 exons. NCBI's taxonomy places the organism in Eukaryota, Apicomplexa, Aconoidasida, Piroplasmida, Babesiidae. Bases 1 to 585 code for a protein of 194 amino acids.
AUGAACUUCGUGCGUACCCAAAAUUAUAGCGGAGACAAAGGGUCAGGUGGCCUCAUUGACUUUACUAAAAGCUCCCUACUCAGUACAGAUCGCGAAGCACCGGCACCAAAAGAACGCCGUCGUCCGCAAGGAGAUAAGAAUGAAAUCCAGUUUAAACCAAAGGAACUUUUUAGUGACAGAGACCUUGAAUACAUAGCAGAGAAUCUUACAUCAGCAACUGCUAUUGCAUCAGCUUUCAGCGAGGAGGACAUCGCACAUUUAGACAAUCUCGAGCGCAAACGUAAUCAGCUUUGGAAGAAGCGUAAACUUGAGGAGGAAGAGUUUGCAAGGGAAGCGGAGCGUGUGCGAAAAUCGUUGUCAGAAAAGGAGGACCUCGAACUUUUAACUAAUAGCGACGAGACUGACCAGUCUACCGUUUCGGAGGUUAAGACAUCACUCUUCACAGUAACACGGAAGGAUACCGUACGGCCAAAAGUGAACCUUAUGGGUGAAAAAGUAACUAACGAGCACGAAAUUGAGACAUCUAAAACAUCUGCAGAAAGUGAAUCUGCUUUGGUGGCAGGUUAUUCUUCUGACGAAGACUAG